UGAAGCAGUAGGAGCUUAUACCGUUUAAUGCUACCUUCAUCACUGGACCUAAGAGGGCAGACGAAGAGACAUAUACUCUUAAUGGUCCAUCCUUCAGAGGAAAACAAAAGGGAUCAAGGACAAAACCAGGGGGAACAGAACAGUCUCAGAAGGUAGGAAAGAGGUAAUUAAAAACAGUGAAUGAGGGAAAAAAAAGAAAGAAAAUCCCUCUUCAGCAAAGCAGCUGCCACUCCAGUGUUUUAGGAGACAGAGGAUAGAAAGCAGCCUUGGGCUGAGGACCAGAGAGGAGAGAAGUGACUGGAAUGCAACGAUGAGGAAAAGGCGUGUGCUACUGAUGCCCCCCAGCGUCCCUCCCCACUGUGUGGCCGUGCUAUGGCUGUUGAUGCUGCUGGGUCUCCAGGCCCUGGCUGUCUGCCCCCCAAUGUGCACCUGUAACCACAGCCACAGGGAGGUGGACUGUUCCUGGAGGGGCCUGAGGACUCUGCCCCUGGGCCUGCAGCACAACCUGCACUCCCUCAACCUGUCUCACAACCGCAUCCACGACCUGGACGGCCAGCUGAGUACCUUUGUCCACCUCCGCACCCUGGACCUGUCCCACAACAGGCUGGUCCGCCUGCCCACCGCUCUGCCCAGAGCCCUGUGGGAGCUCCACAUUGCAGCCAACGGCAUCAACCUGCUGGACAAGAACGACACAGCCUACCAGUGGAACCUGCGGGUCCUCGACCUGUCCAAUAACAAGCUGGAACGGGCUGUGUUCAUCAACAACACCCUGACCAGCCUGCGCCUGCUCAACCUCAGCCACAACCGCUUCUGGACCGUGCCUACCAACAUGCCUGCCAGCCUGGAGACAGUGGACCUUUCCCACAACUCCCUGGUGCAGAUGCUGCCUGGCACUCUGGCACAGCUGUUCAGGCUGACCACCUUCUACCUGCACUCCAACCGCUUCUCCUCUGUGGGUCCCAGGGCCUUCAGCCAGCUGGGCAGCCUGCGGCUCCUCUCCCUGGGGGACAACCCCUGGGCCUGUGAGCACCAGACCAACAUCACCCACCUGCUGGCCUGGCUCAAGCACACCUCCACCCGCGUGCUGGGCUGCCCCUGCCACACUCACUCUGUCUGUGGAGAGCAUCCCCUGGCCAGGACUGGAGGGUGGCACUUUGCCUCCUACACUCAACCUCCCCUGGCUGCUGGUACUCAGGAGGAGCGGAGCCACCCUCCUCCUCCAGAGGCCCUCACCAGGUGGCCUUGGUACCUGUCCGAGUCUGCCCUGCUCAACACCCAGCUCCACAGCAGGAAAGCCCCAGGACGCCCCAGUGGAUCAGAGGACCACGGCCUCUUCACAGACCAACACCAGUUCACCUCCACCCCUCUAGCCAUUUCCACCCUGCCCACUGACAGGUCCCACACAGAAAACAGCUUGACAAGCACAGACGACCCCUUCCUAACAGACACUGGAUUUACUACUGACAGCUUCUAUACCACUGACAACCCCUCUACCAUCACAAGGAGAACAGCCACCCUCCGCACCAGGAGUGUCAAGAGGCCUAACCAGGGUGGCUCCCCGGUACGAAACACCAGCCCAGCCCCCAGCCCCAGGUCUACACUCCCACUCCUACUGAACCUGUGGUUCUUCCUGACUCACACCCGGUAUGUCCUCUGAAAAUUGAAGGAAAUGUCUGGAGUUGGAGUAAUGUCCUUGUCAGACUUUGGACAUACUCAUUUGUGUGUGUUUGUGCAGUUGUAUCAUUAAACCAACUUUGUUGUUUUCUUCCAUUUUGAAUACUGUAAGACACUUAAAUGAACUCUUCUGCAUUACUUUAAUCAAUAACAAUAUACUGUAUGACAUGCACAGGCAGCAUCCAUAUACACUAACACUACUACCACUAUAUGGCCAGUAUCAUUAUUAGGAUACUGAACAAAUACUUUAGUACUCACUAUCUGCAUAACUCUGUUUUCAUCAUCAACUUUGAAUACUCAAAGGUCCAAAGCAGCCAUUUUUAUCUCAAUAUCAAAUCAUUUCUGGAUAAUAAUUAAAAACCUUAGAGUGAUUAUUAUUUAUUAUAUUAUUGUUUUCAAUUAAAUUGUUCAAAAAUAGCUUCUAAGCAAAGAGCAAUUUCUCAAGCAAGAAUGACUGCCCCCUCUCAUUGAGCCUCGUGCGCUUCAGGCAUUGUUAGCAGAAAACAGGAUCCCCCAUUAUAGCGAACAGAAAAAUUGUCAUCUUCGUGGUCAAUCUUUGUGUAAAUAAAAAAAGUUUUGAAGACAAAACGUGGUUCCAGUAAUUGCUUCUAAUACACCAGAUGUAGGUCUUUGAAGCAAUUAUUUUAAAAUCGCACACAGAAGGAUAAUUUAGUUGCUAAUGGCAGCUGGCAGUACCCUGGUGGUCCUUCAAUUCAACUUGAGUUAAUCAAUGAGAGCGCUAUUGAGUCUUCACAUAGGAUAUAUAUAUCCUCACACACACACACACAUUGAUUCUUUCACAACAAUUUAGAGGCUAUGACCGUAACUCAGCAGCAGGUGGCACCAUACUGUACCUUUAUGU
Messenger RNA from Oncorhynchus keta (chum salmon), 2536 nucleotides. Its product is annotated as oligodendrocyte-myelin glycoprotein-like. The coding region runs from base 311 to 1657 and encodes 448 amino acids. Gene Ontology annotation, molecular function: protein binding. The record is from RefSeq and is a predicted model, not a curated record. NCBI's taxonomy places the organism in Eukaryota, Metazoa, Chordata, Actinopteri, Salmoniformes, Salmonidae. The transcript has 2 exons. Gene Ontology annotation, biological process: neuron projection regeneration.